AUGGCACCCGCUCCAGGGCCCGCGUCGCCCCUCGAGCCGCCGUCGCCGUCCCCAUCGCGCUUCAUUCACUCGAUCCAUGCACCCGCCUCUCCGCCUCCCACGCCCUCUCCAGCACCGCCAGACUACUCCACCUUGAUCCACUCGCUCCAGACUCGCAGACCACGGCAAGCGGCGCACUCGGUGAUCCCGCCAGACUUCGAGGCGGACCUCAAACUCGCGGCGCAGAUCGGGCAGAGCUUGUUGCAGGAGAAGACGGCGCUGCAGGCGAGGCUGGAGACGAGCGAGAAGGCGAACGGGAAGCUGGUUGACAGGCUUGCGAGGGCGGUCAAGGAGAACAAGAGUCUCGAAAGGCGCCUCGAAGAAACCGUCUCGAGCCUCGAACAGUCCGAAUGCUCGAACCGCACCCUCCUCUCCUCCCUCGAAACUGAACGCAAGACCAUCUCUCGCCUCUCGCACGACUCGGGCAAACUCGUCGCAACCGCCAAGUCUCUCAAAGCUCUCCAGCAGCAACAUGCCGACUCGCUCCAAGAACUCGAGAGCGAGCGACGGAGGGCAGACGGGGCGGAAGCUAAAGCGCGCAAAAUGGGGGAGCGGGUGCGCGAGUUGGAAGAGCGGCUGGGGAAGGCGAUACAGGAUCUGGAGGAGAUGAGGCAGGACAAGGUGCUCAAAGAGUCGAAGCGCGGCGAGCAGCAGACCGGGUUGCAGGAAGUUAAGGCGCGGCAUCAGGCUCGACUGGCCUCGUCCUCGCAGGCUACAGCUCACGCUCGAGCAAUCCUCGGGUCCGGGUCAUCGGCGCCAGAAGGCUCACACGUCGACAAUCCUGAGGCGAAAGAGCUCCUCAAGAUGGUCGAGACGCUCGUCGAGGAGAACCAGCUCCUCCGCAGCGAGAGCAUGGAGUUGCACGGGCUGCUCGAGAAGGAGCGGGAGGAGAUCGAGGCGAGUCGGUCGCGGCUUGCAGAGGAGGCGGAGAUCCAGGAGGAAGACGAGGAUGAGGAGGGGCGCGACUUGAGCGGCGAGACAGACCACUUCAACACACAUUCGCGUGCUGCGUCCGUCGCAAGUAUGAGCUCGUUUGGCGAGGUGCAGCAGCCGGUGAGACGAGGCGGUUCGCGACGACCGGGCCCGAUUUCGAGCCAGAGUACCGGCUUGAUUGGGACGAAUGCGCGGAUGCCGGUCAGGCGCGGGCACGGCAGGAGGGCGAUGAGCAUGGAUGUGACACCGCAGCUUCGCACAGUCAUUCCCAUCGGCAGCGCCCCUACUUCGCCUCAGCCCGACCGUCUGCACUAUUCGCCUGUCGCCCGCCCCGCUUCCAUUUUCAGCAACGACGCAACAGACGACGCGAACGCAGACACAGUUUCCAUCGCCAGCAGUUCCGUUCCUCUCUCCCGCUCGACCCGUCGCCAGCGCCCUCUUAGUCUCUCGCUCGGUCCAUCUGUCUUCCCACACGUACCAGAAGACGAGGAUUACGCGGCCCGACCAAUCUCGCCGUUCACGCGACAGGCGCCCUUCGCUCACCGGCGCAGGUCGAGCCAGAUGAGCGGCGGGGCGGUCUCGCUCAACGGUCUGGGCAUCUCCUCGCCGCUCCUCAACGGCUCGCAGUCUCGCUCACCUCGUCUAUCGCGAGGACCUGCCGAACUCGUUGACGCGACGACCCAGACGACUCCUCCCGCGACUCCUCCUCGACCUCGCACACCGCUCUCACGCACAGAAGUCGGCCACGACCCCUCCUCCACCGCAUUCCCCGACCUUCAAGCGCAACUCUCCCGCAACGUCUCCGCCUCUCCCUCCUCCCAGCACUCCUCGCUUCACGUGCCCACCCCCGCCGCAACGAGCGAGACUCGCACCGCUGCACUCGGCCAGCUCAUCGAGCAUGUCUCAAAGUUGCUCUUGCGCGUGCAGGCGGCGGAUAUUGCGACACAGGAGAAGAGGCUGAGGAAGCAGCAGUUGGCGGGCGAUGUGAGGUUCUUGGCGCAGGCGAAUUUGAAGGACUUGGUCAACGACGUCGACUCGGUUCGCCACCACUUCCGCCGCGUCGUCGAGCAAGAACGGGCGACGCAGACCCGUCAAAACUCUCUCGCCGCCUCGACCGCCGCCAGCAGCGCCGACACCUCGCUCGUCACCCGUCGCGACUUUGUCUCGCUCGUCAAGCUCCUGCGCGACCUCCUCUUCGAGGCCUCGCGGCUGCGCAUGCUCGUCAACCGUGUUCAGCUCGAGCCGGGACUGGCGGAGAAGCUGAAGGAGCUCGAUGUCCCGAAUGCGUUCGAUGCUGUCGAGCAGCAGGGUGCGAGUGGGAAAGGCGCAGCAGCGACCGCGACGACUGCCGCUGGACUGCUCGCGCCUUUGUCGCGCCUGUUCGGAGGAGUUGUCGGUCACGACGACGCGCCCACGCUGUCGCACCGUUCAAGUACGGCUCACUUGCGACCUCCGCCAAACAAGCGCGGCGGUUCCGGCACGGUCAGCACGGCCACCGCGACUGUUAACGUCGAGUUUGGCGGAGGAGCCAUUCGGCAGGCUCAAGCUGCGGAGACGGCGACGACAACCUCGCCCAGCACGGCUCCGUCGGCCACAACAACCGGGAAAGCGCGGGCAACGGGCUUGUCGCAUGUGCGACGAGAUCUUUCGUCCAUCUUUGCCGGAGCGUCGUCGACUUCUCGCGCAACAGCUUCGACGGCCACGUCCUCCGACCUAUGGGGUCCAGCUCCUUCCUCGGCUUCUGGGUCCUCCUUCUCGCAGCUUGGUGCACCCGCCGGCCGCCUCGCAUCUGCCGCCACCGCUGCAUCCUCCUACAUUCCCUUCGGCCGUCUUCUCUCCUCCUACCGUCCCGCCAUGUCCAGCACGACCAACGCCGUCCUCGACUCCAUCCCACAUGCACCCUCGCAUCUCCCCGCGUCUGCCAUCGACGAGGAAGGCGGCUUCGAGCCACCUCGGACUCUGCUCGAACGCCAGCUUCGCCCUCGCGGACUGUCCGACUCAUCCAUCCGCUCGACUUUCCUCUCGCACGCGAAUCCUCACCAUCGCCUCGUCACCGCGACCGGUCUCGCGCUCUCUUCCGAACCAGUCACGAUCCCCGUCGUCGUCGCUCCCGACUCGUCGUUCUCGACCGACCCUUCUUCGUCCCUCUCCGGCUCAGCCUCUCCCGCAGCAGCCAUCUCUGCCCUUCGUCAAACGCUUCUUGACGACGCCCUCGACCCUGCACCAGGUCGCAGCGUUUCCCGCCGCCCUUCAGCCGCCAACCUUCGCUCCAAGUCCUCUUCUGCCCAGCUUCGCGAGUCGCUUAACCCGGCCGUACCGGUCCUCAGCACCUCGACAGGUACGACCGACUCGAGCGUCACCUUGCUCGACCACCGGCAGCCGACGGUCAAGAUCAGCGAACCCAUUGGCAUCGUUGGGCAGGAAGCGACGGGCGGAGGAGGAGCGGCUGGCUUGAUUGGGACGGUCGUCUCCAGUGCGUUUGGGUCGUUCGCUGCGAGUGCGGGGAUCGAGGCUGGAGGGAGGAGGGUAGCCGUGCACACGGGAGGUGACAGGGUUGCGGAGAGCUGGAAGGAGCGGAGCAGGCUUGUCUAG
Messenger RNA from Rhodotorula toruloides NP11, 3564 nucleotides. RefSeq lists its product as uncharacterized. NCBI's taxonomy places the organism in Eukaryota, Fungi, Basidiomycota, Microbotryomycetes, Sporidiobolales, Sporidiobolaceae. The record is from RefSeq and is a predicted model, not a curated record. The transcript has 4 exons. The coding region runs from base 1 to 3564 and encodes 1187 amino acids.